Messenger RNA from Drosophila melanogaster (fruit fly), 987 nucleotides. RefSeq lists its product as uncharacterized. The record is from RefSeq and is marked reviewed. Lineage: Eukaryota; Metazoa; Arthropoda; Insecta; Diptera; Drosophilidae. Bases 78 to 881 code for a protein of 267 amino acids. The transcript is spliced from 3 exons.
CGCGGCUUCAAGAAGAACGGACGUUCUUUCAGCAGAGUUUCUUGACGUGCGCCCUUAGAACUGGUUUCAAUUUGAAAAUGCUGCUGAUAUCACUUACGCUGAUGGCUUUUGGCCUGGCCCAAACGCUGCCCAUCGAGGAGGCCGAAACGCCGACGACCAGCGAAAUGCCGGAUUCAGGGCGAGUGGUUUUCGAUCAGCGACAGACUGGCAGAUUCAACAUCCACGUUAGCAUCAAGGAUGUGGCCAUCAUCGAGGUGGGCCAGAAUGGACUGGCCGAGGAGACGUAUAACGAUGAGGAGGAUUACUACUAUGAUGACAGUGCGUUGACCGUCAAACCGAUCAAGCUAACUACAGGGACCAGUAGCACCACAACAACGAGCACCACAUCGGCCACCCUGCCAGAGAGCACUGUAUCUACAGUGGCUCCUACUACCGAAGCCACGCAGCUGAAUACAAGCUUAAAUCUGUUGGCUGACAUUGCGGCCAGUGGUAUAACGAAGCCCAAGUCCAGACUAAACAAUCUGAUGAUUGUAGAGACGCCAAUCGGCGGUCUAACGAAGCCCUUGCACCACCCACUUCAUGCUCGAUCCAAGGAUAUACCCAGUAUGGCUGCAGCGGCACCAACUGCUUUAAUUACGCCACCCACUUUGCGCGAGAACAUUGAGUACACGCCGCCCAAAGGUCACAACUCGCCCAUUUUCAAGGUGAAAGUUCAACGAUCUUCGGUGCCGGCUACCAAGAAACCCGCUCGCUGCCGAAAUCAUCAGGUGCGAGAUGCCCAGGGCAAGUGCACCGACUCGAUCUACAGAAAGCUGUACAGCAUGCUGAUGGGGAUGAAUUUUCCUUUUUUGGCAGCCGCAAAUGCCGCAGAAAGUGCUUGAUGACUUAACAGUUUUAACUACCAUAUAGUUUAACUCAGACAUAGAGUUUAAGUGCCACUAAUUGGAUCUUAGCCAUUGGCGUGAAAUACAUUGACUGAAAGCCAGU